CUUUUGCGGUACAUUAUUUCGCUCUGUAUUUUGGCAGCUUGUAGCUUUAGUAACAUUCCAUAUUUUAAUUGGUGCUCUUUUAUCCCAAGCCAAUUUUUGAUUGCCUUGGGGUUGCUAUUAUCCUUGUAUUGUCCAGCUAUCGUCCAGCACUGCCACGACAAGAUGAUUAUGUGAGUCAAAUUGGAGUACACACAGCGGCCAGCUGGAAACAAGUCGUGGCCAACGACGAGAAACACUGAAGAAACACACGAAACAAAACAGAACCACGUUCUGGAUUGCGAGACGACGACGACGACGAUAAGGUACAAGCUAAGGGAAAGAGGUGUCUACGAUGCAAUGAACCAUAUGUCAUGUGUACGUAAGCCACCAGGCUUACACCAGCCCGAGCACGCAUGCAGUCAAAGCAGUCAAUGAUGAACCUCUUUGAGGUUAAUGUACAGAACUACUACCAGCGACUCUUCGAUCACCAUUUGAUACCCGACCCACAAGUAAUUCAAGAUUCCAGUUUACUAUCUCCUCAUUGUCCGGUCUGCUCGCACCGACUCUAUGCGUGCAUUGAUUGUCGUUUCGUCGCCUGCAACAGUCCGACGUGUGCAAGUGCCGACCUUGUUCCCGGCUUGGUGUGCUGCCAGGGGCACCCUUAUGAGAACUUCUGCCGUGCAUGCUUCCCAAAUGCCAAGGACUCAGGUCUAUUUAUCCAGUGUGCAUUUUGCGAGUACUGGCAUUGCGAAAAGUUCAUGAGGAAGUGCGUGGGGCGACCCGUUACUCCGCAUCAACUUGCCCGAGAACAUGCUCCCAAUUACUUCUCGUGUUAUACUUGCUUUCGCAGUGCUUCCAUGGGGAAAACGUGCAGUGAGAGCGACUGCUGGUCUCGCGGACAUGAUGAUAACGAAGGCGCAAUUUGUUCUGAUUGCAUCGGAUCUAUGGACGGUCACACAGCUUGCGCCUGCGAAGAGACCUGGAUUUGUGGCGCGUGCGCUCAGAAGACAGUUCUGAAGACCGGUCGACGCUGUCCAAGAUGUCGAACUCUUUAUUGUUUUGCAUCAUGCGAAUACAUCGAUGCAUGUGUGGCGUGUCCACAAGUGCGUCUAUGCAACGAUUGCAUGGAACUCGAAGAAGACAUCCCUGGCACAUAUGAGUCUUCAUUGGCGAACACGGACACAUUCCUCACGAGGGAAUGCGAAGACUGCGACUUCACAAUCAGAAUCUGCGCGGACUGCAAUGGGGAUCGUGAUUACUGUUGCCGGUCUUGUCUCCGUGUUUAUUGCCAGGAUUGCAUGGGCAAUGGCAAGUGUUCGCGUUGUAGCGUGCCUGUAUGUCUGGAUUGUGAAAUGGAGGAUGGAAUUUGUUGCGAGUGUAGGGACUGAUACCGCACGGAGAGCUAUAGGACUUCAGAUGGGAUUACGCACUAGUCCUCAGAGUGGUGGUGGAGUUUGUCUUCAUCGGAUCAGUGAAUCCGUUGAUGGUGCACGUCGCGUUCACC
This is a messenger RNA of Suillus paluster, 1483 nucleotides long. RefSeq lists its product as uncharacterized. The record is from RefSeq and is a predicted model, not a curated record. The transcript has 3 exons. Lineage: Eukaryota; Fungi; Basidiomycota; Agaricomycetes; Boletales; Suillaceae. The coding region runs from base 393 to 1367 and encodes 324 amino acids.